UCCCUCCAUGGGAAGAUGCAGCGGGCGGGGGCGGAGGAGGCGGCGGGGUCGCAGGCGGCGGCGGGGCCCGGGCGGAGCGGGGGCGGCGCGGCCUCCCCCGGGCGGCUCCUGAGGCGGGAGCUGCGGCUGCUCGAGUCCAUCUUCCACCGGGGCCACGAGCGGUUCCGCAUCGGCAGCGCCUGCCCCGACGAGAUCAGCUGCGAGUUCGUGCCCGGGCCGGGGGCCCGCGCCGGGGGGUCUGGGAGCCGGGGGCCGCCGCCGGGGCCCGUCCGCAUCCACUGCAACAUCACGGAGUCUUACCCAGCUGUUCCCCCAAUCUGGUCUGUGGAGUCGGAUGAUCCAAACCUGGCAGCUAUCCUGGAGCGGCUGGUGGAAGUCAAGAAAGGAAAUACAUUGCUUUUGCAGCACCUGAAGCGGAUAAUCUCCGACCUGUGCAAACUCUACAACCUUCCCCAGCACCCAGAUGUCGAGAUGUUGGACCAGCCUCUGCCAGCAGAACAGAGCACCCAGGAAGAGGUGUCCUCGGAGGAUGAAGAUGAGGAGAUGCCAGAGGACACUGAGGACUUGGAUCACUAUGAGAUGAAAGAGGAGGAGCCAGUCGACGGGAAAAAGACAGAGGAUGACGGCAUCGGGAAGGAAAACCUGGCCAUCUUAGAGAAAAUCAAACAGAACCAGAGGCAAGAUUACUUAAAUGGCGCAGUGUCUGGCUCUGUACAGGCCACUGACCGGCUAAUGAAGGAGCUCAGGGAUAUUUACCGAUCACCAAGUUUCAAGGGCGGAAACUAUGCAGUUGAACUAGUGAGCGACAGCCUGUACGAUUGGAACGUCAAACUCCUGAAGGUUGACGAGGAUAGCGCUUUGCACAACGAUCUCCAGAUCCUCAAAGAGAAAGAAGGGAUCGACUUCAUCCUCCUGAACUUCUCCUUUAAAGAUAACUUUCCUUUCGACCCACCGUUUGUAAGGGUUGUGUCCCCUGUGCUCUCGGGGGGGUAUGUUCUGGGGGGAGGUGCCAUCUGCAUGGAGCUGCUUACAAAGCAGGGCUGGAGCAGUGCCUAUUCUAUCGAGUCAGUGAUCAUGCAGAUCAGUGCCACGCUGGUGAAAGGGAAAGCAAGGGUGCAGUUUGGAGCCAAUAAAAAUCAGUACAGCCUGACGCGAGCACAGCAGUCCUACAAGUCCCUGGUGCAGAUUCAUGAGAAGAAUGGCUGGUACACACCGCCCAAGGAAGACGGCUAGCAUUGCCAGUUGGCUACUGCGGAAUGCUGUCCUUGGCUCAUGAAAUGCCCCUGUGGCUCCCUCCUGGGAUGUGAUAGCUCUGCCUGUUUGCAGGACAGUGGCGGCUGUUAUAAACUCGACGGGAAAAACUGUGUAAGCAGUUGGACUGAUGUGAAACUCUUGCUGGACCCUCGCUAGCAGGCGUCCUUAUUAAAACAACUCUUGAGCCUCUUGUAUCGCUGGAAACUUUCGACUCCGCUCCAGUCUAGAGCAUCCUCCUCACCUAUGCUACGGAUUUAAUUUAUUUUCUUAUUUCAUGUACACUGCUUUUUUUGGUUACAGUGUAUGAUGGAUGUGUAUGGAAAAAUGUAUCUUUGGAGAAAAAUUACAGUUUGUUAAUUUGAAAA
Mauremys reevesii (Reeves's turtle) is the source of this 1619-nucleotide messenger RNA. It is a transcript of the gene UBE2Q1, whose product is annotated as ubiquitin conjugating enzyme E2 Q1. The transcript is spliced from 13 exons. The record is from RefSeq and is a predicted model, not a curated record. The coding region runs from base 16 to 1233 and encodes 405 amino acids. NCBI's taxonomy places the organism in Eukaryota, Metazoa, Chordata, Testudines, Geoemydidae.